GGUAGUAAACCCAGGAACUCUAUGACGAACCAUUCCCCCAAACUUACCAACUCCCUCUACCGCCCAGCAGCAGAUUGAGUUCCUAACUGGACUAUAAUAAGGAUCGUAGAAAUUAUUAUUUAAAAGACUCAUACGUUCUCCAUAAAUUGAACGAGUUCUUGUUACUGCACUUGUGUUCUGUGACUUAUUAAGAAACAUUGAAGUGUCAAGAAACAUGUCUAAAGCUACUUAUCUUCGUGAGUACAAGCUGGUUGUUGUCGGCGAUGGAGGCGUCGGUAAGAGUGCUCUUACUAUCCAAUUGAUUCAAUCGCAUUUCGUAGACGAGUAUGACCCUACUAUUGAAGAUUCCUACCGCAAGAAGUGUGAUAUCGAUGGUGAAGGUGCCUUGUUGGAUAUCCUCGAUACAGCUGGCCAGGAAGAAUACUCGGCCAUGCGUGAACAAUACAUGCGGACUGGUGAGGGUUUCCUGCUUGUGUUCAACAUCACAUCUCGCUCGUCGUUCGAGGAGAUCAACAACUUCUACCAGCAAAUUCUUCGGGUGAAGGACAAGGACAAGUAUCCAGUGGUCCUUGUGGGCAACAAAUGCGAUCUCGAGGACAGCAGAGAGGUGUCGCGUGAAGAGGGUGAACAAAUGGCCCACAUGAUGGGCUGCACGUAUGUGGAGACGUCUGCAAAGUUCCGUCUGAAUGUCGAGGAAGCCUUCUACGACCUUGUGCGCACCAUCCGUCGCUUCAACAAGGUUGAGGAGGGCAGCAACCCUGCCCCUCAACCGAACACGAAUGCUCGUGUCGGUGCAGCUUCUGCUGCCAAGCCUGAUGUCCACGGAGCCGCCGACGACUCCGCAACCGCUAGCAAGUGCUGUGUCAUUGCUUAAGUGAGCGGCUGCAUCCUUUCCCCUCCUUGCGCACGCGCUCCUUUGUUGAAGGAAAUUUUCGAGUUUCACUGUCUUUUGUGCGUCUUUCACCGUCUUUUGUACGUCCGGCUGGAGCGAUUAUUGCUCAUCCGCAAUUUUCUCAAUAUCUCGCCUACUCUUUUAUGGCCUAAUAUGCGGUGCGCCAAGUAAUUUGUUCUUUCCCCGUACCGCUCGUGUCUCUGUGGAACAGUUUUGUGUUGAAUUGUUUACGUUGCUCGGAGAACUUAUUUUAUUAUUCACAUUAUUUGUUUCUAUCAUUCAUUCAAGUCGUAACCAGCGUUUACUUCUACUGUAAACGAAGAAGCUGAUGCUGACCAUGGGAAUUACCUUCGCAUAGCCUAUGGUCAGGCCGACGUAAAAUCCGCGAAGGCCUGACUGUCGAAAGAUCGACAUGAUGGUUUUACGGAGCGUUAAUAAGCCAUUUUGCUGGUACGAACCUGCCACCUGCAUUUUUCGACGAAUCACUUCCAAUGGAUACGAAAGUGUCUGUCCACACAUCCCGGCGACAGCACCCGCUCCAAGCUCUGCCCAAGCCUUUAGUCUCCGUUCGCCCGAGUCCACGGUUGUCGUGUUCAAGUACCUGGCCACGGAGGGCUUGGCGAGGAAGUCGAUUGCUGUGUCGUAUGCAAGGAAGGACAUGCCAGCAUAAGGAAACAUCCCAAGUAACGUCACUCCAAAUCCUUGGUAGAA
Schizosaccharomyces japonicus yFS275 is the source of this 1603-nucleotide messenger RNA. RefSeq names its product GTPase Ras1. Gene Ontology annotation, molecular function: GTPase activity; GTP binding; GDP binding. Gene Ontology annotation, cellular component: plasma membrane; mating projection actin fusion focus; cell cortex of cell tip. Bases 215 to 874 code for a protein of 219 amino acids. The transcript has 3 exons. Gene Ontology annotation, biological process: positive regulation of protein import into nucleus; establishment of cell polarity; positive regulation of pheromone response MAPK cascade. NCBI's taxonomy places the organism in Eukaryota, Fungi, Ascomycota, Schizosaccharomycetes, Schizosaccharomycetales, Schizosaccharomycetaceae. The record is from RefSeq and is a predicted model, not a curated record.